Molecule: messenger RNA, 2013 nt
Organism: Danaus plexippus (monarch butterfly)
Lineage: Eukaryota; Metazoa; Arthropoda; Insecta; Lepidoptera; Nymphalidae
Product: zinc finger protein OZF-like
Exons: 4
Coding region: 107-1330 (407 amino acids)
Biological process (GO): regulation of transcription by RNA polymerase II
Cellular component (GO): nucleus
Molecular function (GO): RNA polymerase II cis-regulatory region sequence-specific DNA binding; zinc ion binding; DNA-binding transcription activator activity, RNA polymerase II-specific
Source: RefSeq, a predicted model, not a curated record
GGAAUAUAUCAUAAAUAAAAUUUAACACUAUUAAAUAAAAAGUAUUAUAAUAAAACCUAUUGCGGAUAUGUAACAGAAGUAAUAAUUAAAUUCACAUUAUUGUCUCAUGGCCGUCAUCUGUCAAAACCACCAAGCUGUCACUGCUCGUGACAACAUAAAAAAAAAACUCUUAUUUAUAAAUAAACAAACAUCUUAUAAUUUAUUUGUAAAAAUGUCUGAAAUAUCGGAGUUUAAGGCUGUGUGUCGUUGUUGUCAUACUUAUGAUAUGCUUAAAGAUAUUACCAGAUUAUAUGAAAAUAAUCAAAUUACGGAAAUGUAUUCAGAAAUGCUAAACGAGACAUUCGGUUUAACACUCCGGACUCCACCUGUAACUGUUCAGUAUACAAUAUGUGACACCUGUAUUAUUCAGCUGGAAGCUGCGAACCAGUUCAAGAAACAAGUGCAGAAAUGUGAAGCCAAGUUUAUAGAGUGUUGUCAAAAGAACAACUUCAAUUACAAGGUAAAUGAAUUGGAGACGGUGAAACAUGAACCGGGGGAAUGCUGUGAGAAAAAUGAAGUUUCCGGAAAGUCAAAUAUAUCUUAUAAGGAACGUAAGAAAGAUAAAAGAAACACAAAAAUAAAGGAUCACCAAUGCUUUGAAUGUCAGAUAUGUAAAAAAAGUUUUAUAUCAAUGCAAAAGAUGUUGAACCACAGGCACAGACAGCAUCAAAAGAAAUCUGUCUUCAUUUGUGACAUGUGUCACAAGGAGUUUCUACAUAAGAACUCCUUGUUAAAACACAUAGGAUGGCACAUGGGGAUAAAUAAAAGAUUCAUAUGCGAGAUAUGUGGAUAUUCAUUUCACGAUAAGACAAAUUUAAACGUUCAUUUACAGGCCGUCCAUCAGAAACUGAAGUUAUACACGUGUACACUGUGUCCAAAAAAAUUCGCGGCGAAUAAGAAUUUAAAAAUACAUUUCCGUCUUCACAGCGGCGAACGGCCGUAUAAAUGUGAUGUUUGCGAUGAAGGUUUUAUAUGUUCGACCUAUCUGGUGAAGCAUAAACAAAAACAUGACAAUGUCAAAAAAUUUGGCGGGAAAUACGUUUGUAAGGUUUGCAGUACUGUUUUCAACGAGCGGCAUGUUUUUACGGCGCAUAUGCGCUCUCACGUCGGUGUUAAGCCGUACAGAUGUAGUUACUGCGAAAAGGAUUUCUUUACACGUUUCUCUCUCAAACGACACAACGAAAAUCAACAUAACGAAAACAUCGUAUGUAAAAAAUGCGACGCCAUUUUUUCUGAUAAAACAAAUUUACAGCGGCAUGUCAAAAUGCAUGGUAAAGAGAAAAAGUCGUGAUGGAUCCAAAUGUUCCGAGAAUCAUAACCUCAGUGAUAAAAGUAAAAAAGUGUUUAACGAAGAAUUGGAAGUGUCUUCGAUUAAGAAGAACAUCGAUUCUUGAAAUGUUAAUUCGUAAGUUAUUAUUUGUUAGCUUAAGGUUGAGAGAAAAAUGUCUUUAUUUUUUUAUAUUGUUUUUAAAUAACAAGUAUUUUUAAUAUCAUGAAACUGGUCAUUGUUUUGAAUGUAUUUUUUAUACAAUUUUAAUAUGCCUACAACGAAAUCAUGUCUCGGAAUUCACAACAUUUAAGUUGCCGUCGGACCCGGCACCCGCUCGGUGGAUCCAAGGAAUGCUGAGAAGUUUCGUCUCUUUUACUACUCACUAUUUUUCGUGACAUAAAUGUAUAUACAAUUAAACUAUUGAAUACAUACUUCUAAAAUGUGCUGAUAUGUUAUUUGUGUAAAUUUUUAUUUAUAAAAUAAUAGACUUUUGUCAGUCGUUUAUAUAUAUUGUGUUACAUGAAUAAAAUAUUUAUUUUUUCGGUUGUUUAAUUUAAAUUAUUUAAAAGUUGUAUAAGGAAGGAAUAAUGUAGUAUUAAAUGUGUACAAAAUGAUGUAAAUUUGAAUGGUCUUAUUAAGCAAGCUGCAACAUUUUUGUGAUUGCGAGAAGCGAUUAUUCUUAAAUAAGAUUCCUUUGAAAUUGA